UGCAGUGUCCUGCACGUGGGUAACGCACAAGUGUGUUUGUGGUGCUCUGAACAGGGAGGUGGUUGACUCCAUGGUGGAACACUUCAAGGUCACCAUCUUUGGGGACCGACGGCCAGUCUAUGAUGGGAAGAGGAGCCUUUACACAGCCAACCCACUCCCGGUGGCAUCAGCAGGAGUGGAUCUGGAUGUUACUCUACCAGGAGAGGGAGGAAAGGACCGGCCAUUUAAGGUCACCAUCAAAUUUGUGGCCCCGGUGAGCUGGCACCUGCUGCAUGAGGUUCUAACAGGCCGUGGGGUUCCGGAACCCCUGGAGCUGGACAAGCCCAUCAACACCAACCCUGUGCACGCCGUGGACGUGGUGCUGCGACACCUGCCUUCCAUGACAUACACACCUGUGGGUCGAUCCUUCUUCUCCUCUCCUGAAGGCUACGACCAUCCCCUGGGAGGAGGGAGGGAGGUGUGGUUUGGGUUCCACCAGUCUGUGCGUCCGGCCAUGUGGAAGAUGAUGCUGAAUAUCGAUGUGUCUGCCACAGCAUUCUAUAAGGCCCAGCCGGUGAUCCAGUUCAUGUGUGAGGUCCUGGACAUUCACAACAUCGAUGAGCAACCAAGACCGCUCACCGACUCGCACAGAGUCAAAUUCACCAAAGAGAUCAAAGGCCUGAAGGUGGAGGUGACGCACUGUGGAACCAUGAGGAGGAAGUACCGGGUGUGCAAUGUGACCCGCCGCCCGGCCAGUCACCAAACGUUUCCCCUCCAGCUGGAGAACGGGCAGACGGUAGAGCGCACAGUGGCUCAAUACUUCAGAGAGAAGUACAGCUUGCAGUUGAAGUACCCACAUCUGCCCUGUCUGCAGGUGGGGCAGGAACAGAAGCACACCUACCUGCCUCUGGAGGUCUGCAAUAUAGUAGCAGGCCAGCGCUGCAUAAAGAAGCUGACAGACAACCAAACAUCCACCAUGAUCAAAGCCACCGCGCGCUCUGCCCCAGACAGACAGGAGGAGAUCAGCAGGCUGGUGCGGAGCGCCAACUACGAGGCGGACCCGUUCGUACAGGAGUUCCAGUUUCGCGUGCGCGACGAGAUGGCAGAGGUUACGGGCCGAGUCCUGCCCGCCCCCAUGCUGCAGUAUGGUGGCCGGAACCGCACAGUGGCAACGCCGAGCCAUGGCGUGUGGGACAUGAGGGGGAAGCAGUUCCACACAGGAGUGGAGAUCAAGAUGUGGGCCAUCGCCUGCUUCGCCACCCAGAGGCAGUGUAGGGAGGAGAUCCUCAAGAGCUUUACGGACCAACUGCGUAAGAUCUCCAAGGACGCUGGGAUGCCCAUCCAGGGCCAGCCAUGCUUCUGUAAGUACGCGCAGGGAGCGGACAGCGUGGAGCUGUUCCGACACCUGAAGAACACCUACGCCGGUCUGCAGCUCAUCAUCGUCAUCCUGCCUGGAAAGACUCCCGUCUACGGUGGUGGGCAGUAUGGGACGCCCCACCCUAGCCGUUACUGUGCGACGGUGCGUGUGCAGCGUCCCCGGCAGGAGGUCAUCCAGGACCUGUCCUCCAUGGUGCGCGAGCUGCUCAUCCAGUUCUACAAGUCCACGCGCUACAAGCCCACCCGCAUCAUCUACUACCGCGACGGCGUCUCAGAGGGACAGUUCCGACAGGUGCUGUACUACGAGCUGCUGGCCAUCCGGGAGGCGUGCAUCAGCCUGGAGAAGGAGUACCAGCCGGGCAUCACCUACAUCGUGGUGCAGAAGCGCCACCACACACGCCUCUUCUGCGCCGACCGCAACGAGAGGGUGGGCCGGAGUGGCAAUCCUGCUGGUACCACCGUGGACACGGACAUCACCCACCCCUACGAGUUUGAUUUUUACCUUUGCAGCCAUGCCGGAAUACAGGGUACCAGUCGGCCGUCCCACUACCACGUGCUGUGGGACGACAACUGCUUCACAGCCGACGAGUUCCAGCUGCUCACCUACCAGCUGUGCCACACCUACGUGCGCUGCACCCGCUCCGUCUCCAUCCCCGCGCCAGCCUACUACGCCCACCUGGUGGUCCGUGCCCGCUACCACCUGGUGGACAAGGAGCACGACAGUGCGGAGGGCAGCCAUGUUUCAGGCCAGAGUAACGGUCGAGACCCGUCUGCUCUGGCCAAAGCCGUGCAGAUCCAUCACGACACGCUGCGGACCAUGUACUUUGCCUGAGAGCCCCUCGCCACCUCUGACCUUCGACCUACGACCUCACCUCCUGUGUCUCCCAUCAGUCUCCUGUCGCUGAGUAGCACCAGGUGACACACCCCCCCCCCCCCCCCC
Messenger RNA from Alosa sapidissima (American shad), 2296 nucleotides. It is a transcript of the gene ago3b, whose product is annotated as argonaute RISC catalytic component 3b. The record is from RefSeq and is a predicted model, not a curated record. NCBI's taxonomy places the organism in Eukaryota, Metazoa, Chordata, Actinopteri, Clupeiformes, Clupeidae. Gene Ontology annotation, molecular function: protein binding; RNA binding.